Branchiostoma floridae (Florida lancelet) is the source of this 1944-nucleotide messenger RNA. RefSeq lists its product as uncharacterized. The record is from RefSeq and is a predicted model, not a curated record. NCBI's taxonomy places the organism in Eukaryota, Metazoa, Chordata, Leptocardii, Amphioxiformes, Branchiostomatidae. Gene Ontology annotation, biological process: signal transduction. Bases 78 to 755 code for a protein of 225 amino acids. The transcript has 4 exons.
UGUGGAUUCGGUGGAUAUAAACGUUUGGAACUUUCUGGUGGCAAUGUUGACCCGCAUAAUUGUACAUUUUAUUUCCCAUGUGGUACUUUCCAUGGUUAUUGGAUAAAGAAAUGUAUAUUUUCCAUGCAGAAACCGAAGACGUAAAAAGCAGAGCGGAACACCUUAAGGUGGCAGGACGACCACAGAAACAAGGUGAUGACGUCAAGAAAACACAGCCUGAAGGUGCUGUGGCGAUUACGAAGGGCGAUUCUCCUGACCCCAGAACUUCGGCUCUCACUGCUCGGGUGGAGCCGAUGGUCCGGUCGGAAGUUACAGGAGCACAAAAUGCGGUUUUCCUGUCGUACCAGUGGGACCACCAGGACAAAGUGCUGCUGCUGCACGAUCGCCUGCAGGAGCGAGGCUACAGCUGCUGGAUGGACAUCAAGCAGAUGGGGGGAGGAGACAGUCUGUAUGAGAUGAUGGACAAGGGCAUCAGGGGAGCAAAGGUCGUUGUCAGCUGCGUGACGCCCCCUUACGCCGAGUCCAAGAACUGCCGGGACGAAGUUGCGCUUGCGCACACCUUGAAGACACCCAUCAUCCCCGUGAUGCUGGAGAAGACAACAUGGCCGCCGCCCGGGCCCAUGUCCAUCCCCUUCGCACAGCUGCUCUUCAUCAACAUGGCCAAAGGUCAUGACGAGGACCCGUGGAAGGGCGCGCUGUUUGAGCAGUUGGUGAGGAUGGUGGAUUCUUUUGUAAAGAGGCCGAAGGCUAAGUAAGCUACCGAAGCAACUGUGUCAUCAUCAGCAUGAUGUCCACUUUUCACGAAGUUUCAUUAUCAAUGGUAUAAUCAUAGCCUGUAAUCUCUAAUCUCUAGACUGACGGGCUAUUUCUAUAGUUUGACAGAGUGCCUUGGUAACAAUGGCAUUUUGUCAUCAAAGGUGCGCACAUUGAUAAAUGUAUAUAGUGCAAAUAUAUCUGUAAAAAACAUUCACCAUUGUGAAGGGACUGAUUUCUACGUUAAAGUAGCAAUGCUAUAAUUACUAGCAGCUUUUUAAAAAGUAUCAUAUUGAUUGGUAUAAUAUUAGGUUGUAGUCGUAGACGCAUGUUACAGCCUACUCCUAGGAUAUGGAGCAAAUGUUUGUAAAAUACACGUAGAUCUGUGAAAAAUGUACUUAUUGUGCAAACUUCCAGACUGAUGAUAAAAUAAAGUAGAAAUGUUAGGACAGUUCGAUAAGUUGAUAUGUAAUUUUCUUGCUUGAGUUCAUCUUUCUAGUUGUGUGGCAUGCAAGGAAGUGACCUACACAGAAUAGAGUUUUCAAAAAUUGAUUUAGCUAAAAGCUUUCAAAAUGAUAAACCUGCCCUUCACGAUGCACUGUCAUAUGUAAAUAAUCACAAUAAUAUCAUUGUCAUUUCAAGAACAAUAUAUAAUUGGUGGUCACCCCAAAAUAGCAAAUCAGACGUGUAAAAUGCUUGAGUUUUAAUCAUAUGACCAGUUGAUUAACAUAAUUAUUUGCUACUUGAUAUUCACGCUGUCAUAAGUUUGUAUCUGUUAUGAAUAUCCGGAUGUUUUGUUCUACUUUAUGAGUACCAAAAUAGGUCAGAUUAUGGUGUUGAAUUACUUAUGGUUAAUUUUCUGCAGUAAUUAAAUUACAUUAGUUGAUUUCUAUUCAUUCAGUAAACGGAAAGUGAAGUUUCAGUUCAUAUUUGGGAAUCUACAUGAUGUAUUGAAAUACAUAAAACAGUUAAAGAUUCUAAUCGAUUUUAUAUUACAAAUUAUAAACACCGUAGUGUUAUAUAGUUCUUAACUGAAUAAUUUUGGUGUUGGUUGAAAGUAACAUAUUAAUAAUAUAAUGUAUACAUAAAAGUAAUUAAUAAUCUAAUGGCGCUUAAAAUGAUUUAGUAUUUGGUAAAUGUCUACAUUCUUCAUUCUGCUUAUUUUGCAUGUUAAUCGUGUGACGUGGUAAA